Ochotona curzoniae (black-lipped pika) is the source of this 624-nucleotide messenger RNA. RefSeq names its product NTF2-related export protein 2-like. The transcript is spliced from 2 exons. Bases 1 to 624 code for a protein of 207 amino acids. The record is from RefSeq and is a predicted model, not a curated record. Gene Ontology annotation, cellular component: nuclear pore central transport channel. Lineage: Eukaryota; Metazoa; Chordata; Mammalia; Lagomorpha; Ochotonidae. Gene Ontology annotation, biological process: protein import into nucleus.
AUGCCUAAGAAACUGAAAUAUACCAUCUUAAGCCUGACCAAAAUUUUCUGCACUAAUGAUGAAGAAUCAAAAACAAAUCCUGGGACCACUCUACUUCCGGGAGCGAACGGGCGGUUUAGAAAAUUCCGAAGAAGUCACACCCGCGAGGAGGUGGUGACUCCGCCACUACCAGCAGAGGCUGCUGCAAGGUCCCCGAUGUCCACGUCCGUGGAGUUCAAAACUUACGUAGAUCAGGCCUGCCACGCUGCUGAGGAGUUUGUGAACAUCUACUACGAGACAAUGGAUAAGAGACGGCAGGCACUCCCCAGGCUGUAUCUGGACAAGGCCACUCUAAUCUGGAAUGGAAACGCUGUUACAGGGCUGGAUUCCCUGACCAAUUUUUUUGACAUGUUGCCGUCAAGCCAAUUUCAAGUCAACAUGUUAGAUUGCCAGCCAGUUCAUGAACAAGCUACCCAGUCCCAGCCAACAGUUCUCGUUGUGACCAGUGGAACCGUGAAGUUUGAUGGAAACAAGAAACAUUUCUUCAACCAAAAUUUCCUACUUACUGCUCAGUCCACUUCCACCAAUGCGGUGUGGAAGAUAGCAAGCGAUUGCUUCCGUUUUCAAGACUGGGACAGGUGUUAA